Schistocerca piceifrons (Central American locust) is the source of this 5317-nucleotide messenger RNA. Its product is annotated as nephrin-like. Gene Ontology annotation, molecular function: protein binding. The transcript is spliced from 13 exons. NCBI's taxonomy places the organism in Eukaryota, Metazoa, Arthropoda, Insecta, Orthoptera, Acrididae. The record is from RefSeq and is a predicted model, not a curated record. The coding region runs from base 1 to 2691 and encodes 896 amino acids.
AUGAACCUCUCUUUCACCAAGGAAACUAAAGCUGCCGUGUACGUGUGUCUGCCGUGCAGCUACGACGUGCGUGGCAAGCUGCAGCUUCCGUCGCUGCACUGGCAGGAGCGGCGCGUGCUGGGCGACCGCGCCAGCUUCGACGCGCCCAGCCCUGUGGCGACGCCCUGGGCCUCCGGCGUCGCGGCGCUCACCAUCCGUGACGUACAGCGCCGUGACGACGCUCUCUACCGCUGCCGCGUCGACUUCCGGCGCUCGCCCUCCAGAAACUUCCGCGUUCAGCUCGCCGUCAUCGUGCCGCCGGACGUGCCACGUAUCGUAACCGACGAGGGGGAGGAAGUGACUUCUGUUGCUGGGCCCUACUUCGAGGGCGCCACCAUUGCCCUCACUUGCGUGGUCUCUGGAGGACGGCCGAUGCCCACGGUUCGCUGGUGGAGGGGAGAGCGGCUGCUGGCGGUGUCGGAGCCUCCGGUGCCAGAGGAGCCUCCUGAGGGAGAGGAGAAUGUUGGCGCAGUGGACCCUCUGGAGGAGCUGCUGGAAGAGGAGGAAGAGGAGGAGGAGGAGCUGGAGCCGAUGCGCAGCCGCGUGCAGCUGGGCCCGCUGGCCAGGGACGACCUGGGAGCGCGGCUCACCUGCCAGGCAUCCAACACCAGGGCCGCGCCGCCCGUCGCCGCCACCGUCGCCCUAGACCUCGUCCUGGCGCCGCUGGAAGCGCGCGUGCUCAGCUCGGACCAGGAGCUGUCGGCGGGGCGGCGCUGCAGCUUCACCUGCCAGGCCACCGGGUCCCGGCCGCCCGCGAUCGUCACCUGGUGGCUCGACGGCCACCUGCAGCCCAACGCCUCCGUCUCCCAGCAGGUUUCAGAAGACGGCAACGUGACGACAUCGACGGUGACGCUGACGCCGUCUGCAGCCGACCACAAGCGGGUGCUCACCUGCCGCGCCGAGAACCCUCGGAUGAACGCCGCCGUACAGGAGGACCUCUGGAGGCUCAACGUCAACUUCCCUCCUUCAGUGGAACUGCAGUUGGGAUCUAAACUCAACGCAGACGACAUUAAGGAAGGGGAUGAUGUCUACUUCGAGUGCAAUAUUGAGGCAAACCCCAACAUCUACAAACUCGUCUGGAAACUGAAUGGUCAGCUGUUGGCGGAUGGCGCUCGCACGAGAGUGUGGGUGGUCAACCACAGUCUGGUGCUGCAAAACGUCGACAGGCGGCGACACGCCGGCAACUACACGUGCGUCGCGUCCAACGUCGAAGGCGAUGGCGUCAGCAACACCUUCCACCUCAGAAUCAAGUUCAGGCCGGUGUGCGCGCCGGAGCAGCCGGCGACGCUGGCGGUGCCGGCGCACGACGUGGCCAGGGUGCUGUGCCGCGUCAGGGCGCACCCGCCGCCGCUCUUCUUCCGCUGGUUCUUCAACAGCAGCGCGCCUGCCGACGGCGCCGCCGACGCCAUCGCCCCGUCCGUGUCGUCAGUUGGUGGCGGUGCGGUGUCGACGUCCGAGUCUGGAGAGUUUCCUCAGCUGCCCGCGGUGCCGGAGGAGCGCUACAGGAUGCGCGGCGCCUCUGGCACCACGUCGCUGCUCACCUACACGCCGAUCACGGGCUCCGACUACGGCGACCUGCUCUGCUUCGCUGUGAACGCCGUGGGCAGCCAGAGCGAGCCUUGCGUCUUUACCGUCCUGCCGGCCAGCAAACCGGAUCCUCCGAGCAACUGCACGCUCGUGAACCAGACGUCGACGUCGCUGCAGCUGGAGUGCCUGGAGGGCUUCGACGGGGGGCAGCCUCAGACUUUCGAACUGCUGGUGGAGGACGCGGUGUCGGGCCGCCGCCUGGCCAACCUGUCGUCCCGCUGGCCGGCGUUCGGCGUGGCGGGCCUGCCUGCCGGCCAGGAGCUGCGGCUCACCGUCGCCGCCGUCAACAGCCGCGGCCGCUCCGCGCCCGUCGCCCUCGACGCCUUCACGCUCAAGGCCACCGAGCUACGCGCAGGUCGCCGGUCGUCGCUGGAGCUGACGCCGGUGCUGGCGGCGCUGCUGGCGCUGGUGCUGGUGCUGCUGCUGCUCGCCGUGCUGUCUGCCGCCUGCGCCGUCUACCUGCGCGUCCAGAGGUCCAGGGACCGCGCCGCGGCCAGGCCCAAGGACCUCGCCGUCAAGGAAAAGCGCCUGCUCGACAAGGACGACAAAAACCCUGACGUCGUUCCCUCCGCCAGUGUGGACGGGCAGGCUGCGUCGGUGGCGGAGACGCCGGUGCAGGCGUUGCCGCAGCCGCAGACGUCGCCGCCACCGCAGGAGCCGCCGCCGCUGCCGCCCCCCAACCCCGUGUCGCCGAAGGCCGUCCGCAACGGAGACCUCUUCCUCGAGUACAACAAUAACACGCGGAGCCGUGUGUGCGCGUGGGAGUCGCCGGUGCCCCCGGGCAGAACGGUGCGACCAGCGAGCGCCGACGUGACGUACGCGGAGCUCAGCCUGCCCCGCAGCGUCAGCGGCGGCGGCCCGGACGCCGCAGGAGGUGGUUCCGGCUCGGCGCCCCGCAGCCAGCGCCGCUACCCGCCCACCGUGUACGCUCAGAUCGACCACUCGCAGCGCGCCGCAGCCACAUCCAUGCCGACGUCGACGCCGCCGCCGCCUCCGCCGCCGCCGCGCGAGAUCGUCACGGUGCGCACGCCGCUCCCCGUGUCACCGCAGGAGAGCUGCGUCUAGGCUCAAUUGGCCGACGCUCCGUUCACUGGCUGCGCGCUAGCGUGCUGCUUCGUUGCCAAAGGGACAGCUCCCAGGAGACUCCCGUCUCUAUCUAGUCAGGUCGCACCUGUAGCCUUCGCGUGCUCCUUGUACACACUUUUCCUUUUGCUACGUGCGCUACCACGUGGCACUAACAUCUUAAAUAUUUGUCUUCCUAAAGGAAACAGGCUGGAGCUAAUGUUUAUGUGAAAGUAAAUUGUUACGCAAAACUAAGUCUUGCUGAGGUACUUCCUCGUCCUCAGUCAUUCUCCAAAAUAAUGUCGAAUAAUAAAACCAGUCAGUUUCGAGUCUAACAAUACACGGUAUUAUUUAAUUCAAUCUGAAUGAUUAGUGUACUUACCUGAUAAGAUACCAUAUGAACUGAGUAUGAAAAUGCUCUGAAAGCAGUCAACAAGAGCCUGCACAAUUGCUUAAUCUGUCCAUUUGAUGGGGCACUAAGAAUGCAUGAAAUACGAAAGGUUAGUAGCCCAGUGUCUGUCAAGGGAGAUGUCCAGUAAUUCCUUCUAGCAAACGUAUUUGUGUCACCUGUAAAGACGACUUCGUGUUCUGUACACCGUCUGUACUUUAAUACGUGCACCAAACAGUUCUGAAUAAGACCUCUGUGGUGUAUCAUACAGAGAUUUUUGCUCUUAUGUUUCUUCCGGUAACGAAUUCCUAGUGUGAGUAAAAAAUGACAACCGUAAAUUACUUAGAUGCGUGUGAAGCAGGGUACCGUUGUGUUCAUUUCCCUUUCAUGAAACCUAAGUUAGGUUUAUGUCCCUAUUUCAUCCGUGUUUUGUUAAUAAAAUAUCUACUAGGAGACUGUUUUCAGGGUUUGAUUGUAAGAUUGAAAGAGAUAAUCCAAGUAUGAUUCGUAUGCACAGUGUGUGUAUUUAGAAAUGAUGCUCUAUCUUCAGCUUGCAUUUAAAAUACGGUAACAUCCUGACGAUUAAAUAAAAAAGCUCCGACCAGGUUCAGUCGCUGCUCCACUAGCGACAUAAAACAACUCCCAUCUGCGCUGUACGAUAUUUUACAGUAAUGGUUAUGACACGCUAGUCAGAUAAAUUGAUGACCUUAUUUUUUUAUUUAUGCUAGUAUGGCUUAUAUUACCAAUCAUGAUCGCUUUAUUGUUAUUUCUAAGUUAUUACCGUUUUCUCAAAUAAUCAAGCUUUUGGAACGUUUACAAUUAGGUAUCUUUCACAAUUUUAUUCAUUCUGGCGUUCCGCAAAACGUCAGUUAUACUUUGGACUAUAUGUACAAUGUUUGUUUCUACACGUAAUUUGUGUAUGAUCCUACAUGUACUACGUUUACGAUUAUAUUCUGGAAUAAUACACAGUCUACUUUUGAACGACGUCAAGUUUUAAGAAAACUUACUAUUGAUUUACACCUGUGUCACUCCUUUCUUUGAAGAACACCAAUAAAUACGGUAGCCGACUCACUUCUUUUGCUAGGUAUUCACGUUAAUAUAGAAAAUGACUGAUUUCGUAAAAACAAAUUUAUAAUUUUACGCAGAGUGGAACUUAUUUCCAAUUUUUGAAGCGUUUCUGUUACUUGUGUGCACUCAGAAACAGGUUCACUAUCUCCAAUAACGUUUCCUGUAUACCUUUUUCUGAUUGUAAAGCUCCAUAUGUCUAAAUAAUGUUGUCACUCCGGAAACGAGCUAGCGAUAUAGAAAGACAUAAAACUGAUAAGAAAUGUAAGUUUUUUCAAACAUAGGAUCCAGGUGAUAUUACAAUAUUCUAAUGGCUGUGCAGGAUUUAUUUUGAGUUUCCCUUAGAACAGCUGUCUCCUAGCUCAAAUUGCUUUGAAAUUCUCUUUAUAGUUUAAUUGCUCCACUAGGAGCAAAUCUUCGUUGGUACAGCACUGGCUACAAUUUCUUUGUGGACGUAUGUGUGGAAUAGGAUAACGUUACAGGAGGCACAGGGUUUGAUAGGGUAUUUGUAAGAUUGAAAGAAAUUAUCUACCUAUGAUUCGUAUGCACUGUGUGUGCCAUAAGUGAUAAUGAAAUUAGAAAGAAACUAAAGGAAUAGACACCACGAAACUAAACGUAUAGGAAGUAGAUAAAAAACUCGGUUCUAGAAUGUAUAUAACAUAACACAUAAAACUAUUUUUGUAUGAAUGUUUUCUAUAGCUAAGAGUAUUCUAUGAAAUAUUAACAAAACGGAACAAUGUUUCUUAAAUAUUUCACAUCUGUACAGGUUUAUACUUCACAUUCAAAGUCUGAAAGGAAAGACGAAAACAAUUUCGAAUCAUGUAGAAAUAUCAGAGAUUAUGAAAUUCUCAGAGUGCAUAUCAGCACUUUGUCUUUUGGGACAUUCACGUAGAGGUAAUUGGGAUACGAAUGUAACAUUAUUAUGCACUGUAAUCACUGUGUGUCAUUUGUUUCUCUAUAUUUCUUUUUCUUUACAUGACUGUGAUAUUGGCAGUAAUUUUCAUAUCGGUUUCUGCCGUUAUGGCUGCUCUCCAUUUGAAGAUGUAUAGAGCAAAAUAUAUUUUAAUAUUACUUUUAACAGAACUUGUUGAAAUAUUGUAUGUUUCUGAAUGAAAUAGUAUUAAUAAAACUGAAUUUAAAAUGAUCAGGUUCCUUUCAAAUAUAUUAAGAAGAACC